This is a messenger RNA of Lucilia cuprina (Australian sheep blowfly), 453 nucleotides long. Its product is annotated as epithelial discoidin domain-containing receptor 1-like. The transcript is spliced from 3 exons. The record is from RefSeq and is a predicted model, not a curated record. Lineage: Eukaryota; Metazoa; Arthropoda; Insecta; Diptera; Calliphoridae. Gene Ontology annotation, molecular function: ATP binding; protein tyrosine kinase collagen receptor activity; collagen binding. Gene Ontology annotation, biological process: multicellular organism development; cell surface receptor protein tyrosine kinase signaling pathway; positive regulation of kinase activity. Gene Ontology annotation, cellular component: signaling receptor complex. Bases 1 to 453 code for a protein of 150 amino acids.
AUGACGGCAUAUAACGCAACAGCAAAAUUGCUUAAGCAAUAUAGCAAUAAUAUUUCCUUAAAUAACAACAUGUUGGAAAAUACUUAUGUCACUAAUUUAGUAGCUGUUGCAACAUUACGACCUGGUGCACCCGAUCAUAUGCGUAAAGAAUUUCGCUUGAAAGCCAAACAAUUAUCGCGUCUAAAAGAUGCAAAUGUGGCGCCUUUGGUAGGCGCCUGUCUGCGUGAUGAACCCAUUUGUAUGGUCUUAGAUUACAGCAAUUGUCUGGGUGAUUUAAAUCAAUUUCUGCAAGAACAUAUAGCUGAAACUAAUGCGGCUGCACAACAACCGAACAUGAUGAAAUAUCAAACGUUAAGUUAUGGCUGCCUGGUAUAUAUCGCAACGCAAAUUGCAUCGGGCAUGAAAUAUUUGGAACAAAUGAAUUUUGUUCAUAGAGAUUUAGCAACAAGGUAA